AUGGCCGCUCUGAGCAGCCCCCGAUGUCUCUUCAACUCGCAGACUGCCCUCCGGCGGGUCUUUUCCCUCUCGACGCCCGCCGCGCCGUGCCGACACCUCCUCGCCAGCGGCCACGUGCUACUCCUCCGUGCCUCCUCACCGAGCCAGGUGCGCAGCUAUGCCGGCCCCCCACCGCGACGCGUCCCCCGCGGGCAGCGCUCCGUCGACUCGGCCGACGGCGGUGUCGCGAGCGACGAUCGAGGCUUCAGCCCGCUGUACACGACAGCGCAGGACAUUGAGCGGUCGCAAAAGGACCGGAUGCCGCAGGACUACGAGAUCAAGGACCCGAAAAUCAUGGUGCUCGAGAACGGCUCGAUUGCGGGCCCGCUGUCGAGCAAGUACGUCAUGAGCAAGCUCGACGAGAAGACGGAGUCGCUGCGCAUGAUUCGGCCGUACGUGCCCAAGGGUGCGCCUCUGCGCAAAGGUGCCGUGGCCGCCGGGGAUCAGCCCCCGGACAGCGGCGGCGCGGGGCCGGCGACGACGACGGAAGAGCAGUAUGCGCUGUGCGAGAUUGUCAACAAGCACGAGGCGUUCCUCAAGGAAAAGGAGCGCAAGGAGCGCAAAAAGGCGGCCGGCGCGGCCAAGAUCAAGACCAAGGAGAUGGAGCUGACGUGGUCGAUUAGCGAGCACGACUUGCAGACCAAGCUGCGGCAGCUCGGCGCGUUCCUGGCCAAGGGCAUGAAGGUGCAGCUGGUGCUGGGGACGAAGAAGGGCAGCAAGAAGGUGGAUGAGGACACGAUGCGUGCGCUGCUGCGCAGGAUCGAGACGGAGACGAAGGAGUUGGGCGCGCGUGAGCUGGCGCCGGCCAAGGGCGAGUUGGGCAGGACCAUGAGGCUCAACCUGGAAGGCGUGGUUAAGACGCAGACGUGA
This is a messenger RNA of Cordyceps militaris CM01, 909 nucleotides long. Its product is annotated as Translation initiation factor 3. Gene Ontology annotation, molecular function: translation initiation factor activity; ribosome binding. Gene Ontology annotation, biological process: ribosome disassembly; mitochondrial translational initiation. Bases 1 to 909 code for a protein of 302 amino acids. The transcript has a single exon. Gene Ontology annotation, cellular component: mitochondrion. The record is from RefSeq and is a predicted model, not a curated record. Lineage: Eukaryota; Fungi; Ascomycota; Sordariomycetes; Hypocreales; Cordycipitaceae.